CAGCAGUUUGCAAAGCUUUCACGCCAUCGCAAGGCGGCAACGCAGCACGCGCGAGAUUCAAGGUCCUUCUAGCUUGACCCAUACCUAACGAGUCUGCGUCAAGCCGUCCCUGAUUGGAAGCAUCCGGCGUAAAUUUGUACAUGGACCACAUGGAAGUCGCAACAACGACCUCGUGGGAACAGCAACACGUUCAUCAUGACGUGCAGGACACCCGUUCGGGAUCGUCAUACAGUGUUCGAGACGCGUCGCACGAGCCAACGUCUAGUAAUGGGUAUUAUCAUCAAUAUGUUGCUCAACACCACGAGGAACACCCAUGGCGCAGCAAAAAUGCGUUCGGAUUUGCGACGAUUUUGAAUCGAAGCACCGAGCACGAUGUUGGGACAUCACCCGUGGGAGUGCCUUCGCUGCCUCCGUUGCAAGCGUACCCCAUGGGCGGAUGUCCCUCGACAAUGGAUAAGAAAGGGCAAACGCUGGGCAAUCCGCGACCAACCCCUAUCGCGCCUUUGGGCGACGAUCUUGGCGGGAGGCGAUCAUCGCUCAAGCUCAAGAUCAAGAAGAAGCACGUGGACAUUACGCCGUCGACCGCGUCAUUCCAUCAAACCCCGAUCGCACCUUCAACUCCAUCUGUCGUUGGUCCUGGAAACUCGAGAAAGUUGCCGCUCGCCCCGGCUCCCUCCAUGGUCAAUGCAAGUCAAGUGGUCGACGAUGAUGAUGACGAGAGCGGCGACGACGGCGAAGACACGACGGUAUCGGCUACAAACGGCGCGGCGCUGCGAGGUGGCCGGUGGACGUCCGAAGAGCACGAACGAUUCCUCAGUGGAUUUCGGCUGCACGGGCACAAGUGGAAGCGCGUGCAGAUGGUUGUGCGGAGUCGCACCGUCACACAAGUCCGGACUCACGCACAAAAGUACUUGCUCAAGCUGCAAAAGAUCUCGGGGGAGCCGCGAUCGUCGUCGGACAUCACGUACAUGCAGUCGUUCGGGCAGGGCAUGAACAAUGGCGCAACGUCGCCGACGCAAUCCGUGCAGGGUCAUGGCACCCAUGAUGACGUGGAAGGGCGAGCCACGGGCCAACACCCAUCAACAUCGUCUUCGCCACUGCCUCCGCCCCAUCAAUUGCUGUCGUCUUUAUCCCGCAGCCGCACUCUGGCCGAGUUAGGGCAGCACCAGGACGGGUCCCAGCCAUACCCCGUGUCGCCCGACGUCCUCUUGCCCACAGAAGAGUACGCUAACUUGAGCCCAUCGUCAAAGCCGCACCUCAAGCGGCAGCAUUCACAUCAGUCAUCAUCUCCUUCCAUGAGCAUCCUCGGCAGAAAGACCAGCGGAAAACCGCCCAUGAAGCGCGUCAAGAAGAGCUCAAAAUCGGAUGCGGGGUUCAUCGAAGAAGCCGCCUAUGCGUUGUGUCGACUGAUGGCUCAGCAGAUCGACGACCUCGAGAUCACGGACGUUGAAGAGAACGAGGAUGAUGGGAGCAUGGACGACGAUGGCGCUGGAAGUGACGACUCGAGCGACGACCUCUCGGCCCGGCAGUCGGCACUAGAGAAAGCGGCGGCGGUCGUGCAACCGAGCCAGAGCCGGCGGUCCGUCGCAACAGCGACCAAAAAGCAAGAAGCGAGCAAAAAGCGAUAUUUAUGCCGCAAGUGCCGCGUGCCAAAGAAGGGUCAUGUGUGUGAUGCGGUGGGAAGCCAAGACGACGACGAUGACCCUGCAUCCGCCGCCAGCAAGGAACCGGCGGCGUCCAAUGGCGAUAAAGUAGAUUGGCGACAGCUCAACGAAGGUAUCGACCAAGGCGGCGACAACCACGUGCUGCAUAUUGCCUACUCUUCUGCUCGUACCUCAAGCCCACAGCCCUACACGUGGCUGGACAAACAGACCGACCAGACUUCGCCCUUCCAUGCGGCCCACGAAGAUGGGACCGACACCAGUGCCCUGUGUUCGUCCCAAGAUGCCAACAUCUAGUCGACGGAGAACGUGCAGAUGCCCCCUCCGGUGCAUUCGAACGGAGCUUUCAUGUAGCAAUAGAACACACAAUACUAUAAUAGACGGUCCUGUACAAUGUCAACGG
Messenger RNA from Aphanomyces invadans, 2064 nucleotides. RefSeq lists its product as hypothetical. The record is from RefSeq and is a predicted model, not a curated record. Lineage: Eukaryota; Oomycota; Saprolegniomycetes; Saprolegniales; Verrucalvaceae. Gene Ontology annotation, molecular function: DNA binding. The transcript has 3 exons. Bases 141 to 1958 code for a protein of 605 amino acids.